GAUCAACGUAUGAAGCUGGUGAACGAAGUACUGGCGGGUAUGAAGGUCAUCAAGUUGUAUGCCUGGGAGAAGCCUUUCCUGGCUACCCUGGGCCGUGCGAGAACGGAGGAGUUGAAUGUGCUCCGACGAAUCCAGUACUUUGGUGCAGGUACGAGUCUCUCAGUUGUGGAG
Sphaeroforma arctica JP610 is the source of this 171-nucleotide messenger RNA. RefSeq lists its product as hypothetical. NCBI's taxonomy places the organism in Eukaryota, Ichthyosporea, Ichthyophonida. The annotation marks the transcript as partial. The transcript has a single exon. The record is from RefSeq and is a predicted model, not a curated record.